AUCAGUAAAUUCCUUAUAUCUGUUGCCAUCGGACGCGUAAGAAAGGCCGAAUGAGUAGAUGCCUUUUACAAAAAAAAAAAAAAACAAAAAUGCUCUCGUUGGGAAUAGGCGCGAAAAUGAUUUGACUUUUUUUAUUUUAGAUAACAUAAAAUUUUAAAAUGGCCGUUUUAUGUGGUGUUAGUGAAAUAAUUGUAUGUUAAACUGUGUAUUUUUGUCGUGAAAAACAAUUGUGGUUGGAAAAACUGAUGGUUUAAUCUGAGGUGGAUCUUCGUUUUAAUGGUGGUGAGGGUAUCGUCAAGGGCUGAUGAUGAGGCACGAUGUGGCCAGGGUGGCGCUGGGUCGUGCUCAUGGUGAACGCUGUCGCUGCGCUGUCUCCGGUGGUUAAAAUAGGUGCAGUAUUCACGGAAGACGCUCGAGGAGGCAGCACGGAGCUGGCCUUCAAGUACGCAGUCUACCGUAUCAACAAGGAACGUCUACUUCUGCCCAACAGUACUCUAGUUUACGAUAUACAGUACACGCCUUCUAGAGACACCUUCAAGACUUAUAAGAAAGCGUGUGCACAGAUCCAGUCAGGUGCGGUGGCGCUGGUCAGCGGCGUGGGCCCACUGCUGGGCAACACUUUGCAGCAUAUGAGCGCCAGCCUGCAUGCCCCUCAUCUUACUGUUGGACCCUUUGCGCCGGAGAAUUUAAACAACACGUUCACAAUAAAUCUAUAUCCUCCUAAGGAUUUGCUAACGAAAGCCUUCGCAGAGUUCCUCUCGUAUCUGAACUGGACCAGAAUGGGGGUUAUAUACGAAGACUAUGGAUACGGGGAACUAAACAUACUAGACAUAGCUAAAGACGGCCGUGACAUGUACGCCGUCCGCUGUCGUGACGCCAAGGAGUAUAGACGCGGCCUCGCGCUACUGAAGGCGCAGCAAAUCGAGCAUAUUGUCGUCGAUACUGAUCCUAAGAGGGUCCGACAGUUGGCGAGGGCUAUUCUUCAACUACAAAUGAACAACGAGAACUACCAUUACGUCUUUACAUCAUUUGACUUCGAGCUAUUCGAUAUGGAAGACUUCUACUACAACAGAGUGAACAUGAGUGGCUGGCGACUGGUGGACAGGCACUCCGACAAGGUGAAGGAGUCGCUGCAGGUCAUGGAGAAGUUCCAUCCUAUUGGAGCGUCCAUCAUCAGCGGCGGUCACAUCAAGACCGAACCAGCGCUCCUAUACGAUGCAGUACAAAUCCUGUGCCAAGCGCUAGCAAUAACUGAAGACAUACAUCCAGGCAAUGUAUCCUGUGACAAAGAUACGCCAUCGCUACACGGGAAGGCUAUCUAUGAUAAUAUUAAUACGAUCCAAGCCCACGGGCUCACAGGUCCCCUAGAAUUCAAGCAAGGUAUCCGCAAGAACUUCCACCUGCAGCUCAUGAGGCUCACAGGAGGGGAGAAGGGGGGCAUGGUGGUCUCCGGCACCUGGUCUCCGGCCGAGGGUCUGGCUAUCACAGACCCUGCAGCUUACACGAGGGAUCCACCACCUAAUGUUACGCUGACGGUUGUCACUGUUGAGGAAAAACCCUACGUAAUGGUAAAAGAAGGCUGGAAUCUCCAAGGUAACGCCCGUUUCGAGGGGUUCUGCAUCGACCUCCUCGCCCGGGUGGCGGCCCGGGCCGGCUUCCACUACCGGCUGCGGCUCGUCCCGGAUAACAUGUAUGGAGCCAGGGACCCGGAUACUGGACACUGGAAUGGGAUAGUUAGAGAGCUUAUGGAUAGAAAAGCCGACAUAGCAGUAGCGUCGAUGACGAUCAACUACGCGCGGGAAGCGGUCAUAGACUUCACCAAGCCUUUCAUGAACCUCGGGAUUGGAAUACUGUUCAAAGUACCAACCUCCCAGCCGACCCGUCUCUUCAGCUUCCUCAACCCCCUCGCCAUAGAGAUCUGGCUGUACGUGCUAGCUGCAUACAUAUUAGUAUCCUUCACUCUCUUCGUCAUGGCUAGGUUCUCGCCUUAUGAGUGGUCUACAAGCACUCACGUGUGCGGUCAUGAGACGAAGCUGCUGACGAAUCAGUUCAGCGUGUGCAACUCCUUCUGGUUCAUCACCGGCACCUUCUUGAGGCAGGGCUCAGGGCUUAAUCCUAAGGCAACAUCCACCCGCAUAGUAGGCGGAAUCUGGUGGUUCUUCACGCUCAUCAUCCUGUCCUCGUACACGGCGAACCUGGCCGCCUUCCUCACGGUGGAGCGAACAGUGCUGCCCAUACAGAGCGCGGCCGACCUGGCGGCGCAGCAUCACAUACACUACGGCACGCUUAAUGGCGGCUCCACCAUGUCUUUCUUCAGGGACUCAAACAUCGACAUCUACCAGAAGAUGUGGGAGCAUAUGUCUAGCGCCUCCCCCCCCGCGCUGGUCUCCUCCUACGAGGAGGGGGUGAGGAGGGUCCUCGCGGGGAACUACGCCUUCCUCAUGGAGUCCACCAUGCUGGACCAUAGGGUGCAGAGAGACUGUAAUCUGACGCAGAUCGGGGGACUGUUGGAUUCUAAGGGCUACGGCAUAGCAACAUGGAAAGGCAGUCCAUGGCGCGACAAGAUCUCCCUAGCGAUCCUAGAGCUGCAGGAGAAGGGCGUCAUACAGAUCCUGUACGACAAGUGGUGGAAGAACACCGGCGACGUCUGCAACAGGGACGGCAAGGACAGCAAGGCCAACCCGCUCGGAGUGCAGAAUAUUGGUGGGGUAUUCGUCACCCUACUCUGCGGUCUAGCUCUGGCCAUAGUGGUAGCAAUCCUGGAGUUCUGCUGGAACACCAAGAAAAACGCCUCGCAGGGCAGGCAGUCGCUCUGUAGUGAAAUGGGACAGGAGCUACGUACAGCGAUGCGAGGCGGCUCCUCCAGCAGGACAGUGCUCAGACCUGGGUGUUCCAGGUGCUCGCCUGCCACACACGUGCCUCCCGCUACUUCUAGAUAUCAGCACUCUCGCAGCAGCAGCGUGGAGCUGAAGGAGCUGCGCUGGUCGUAGCGCCGCGCCGGGCGCGCCCCCGCGCCCGCCGCCUCCGCGCCCGCCUCGCCCGCGCGGCCUCGCCCACACCAUCCCACGCUACAUAAUUCCGUAGGUUCUCUCAGAAGAACGACUUCAUACGUUUUGAAAGAGCCCAGAGAAAAAAAACACGUUCAAAUAGUGGCGUAACCUAAAAUGUUCACACCUGCGUUGAAAGCACGUGUCAAAUAGUCAAAAAGGCCUAGUGUUACGACUUGUAAAAGUCGACAAAAAAUGUAAAAUACAGUGUUACGACUUGUAAAAGUCGUAGAAAAAUGUAAAAUACAGUGUUACUUAAUGUAAAAUACAAGAUGAAAUUGUAAAAGAGUGUUGUAAGCGAAAGUGUUAUUUUAAUAAAUGUUUAAAAAAUAAAUGGAAGACAUUUUUUUAUGUAUUUUUUUUUC
Messenger RNA from Helicoverpa armigera (cotton bollworm), 3412 nucleotides. RefSeq names its product glutamate receptor ionotropic, kainate 2. The record is from RefSeq and is a predicted model, not a curated record. Gene Ontology annotation, biological process: monoatomic ion transport. Gene Ontology annotation, molecular function: ligand-gated monoatomic ion channel activity; signaling receptor activity. The transcript has 21 exons. Gene Ontology annotation, cellular component: plasma membrane; postsynaptic density membrane. Lineage: Eukaryota; Metazoa; Arthropoda; Insecta; Lepidoptera; Noctuidae. Bases 318 to 2990 code for a protein of 890 amino acids.